This is a messenger RNA of Lytechinus variegatus (green sea urchin), 4136 nucleotides long. Its product is annotated as A-kinase anchor protein 17A-like. The transcript is spliced from 7 exons. Bases 555 to 3356 code for a protein of 933 amino acids. The record is from RefSeq and is a predicted model, not a curated record. NCBI's taxonomy places the organism in Eukaryota, Metazoa, Echinodermata, Echinoidea, Temnopleuroida, Toxopneustidae.
UCAUUGACAUUAUUGGACUCUUUGGAGACUUAGGGCCUAAUUGCUUUGCAAAAGCCAAAAGAAUUAAAACAAACAACACCAAUGGCGUACUAAUUUUCCAUCCAAAAUUUUGUCUCACUGAGUCAGAGGUCUGUCUUCAGAAGCCCAUUUGUUUUGUGUGUUGAUGACAACAAAAAUCUUUAUCAAAACAAAUAUAGACGGUGGAUUUUUAAAGUAGACUGAGUGUGAAAAGGGGUAAUUUUUCAUGAGGAAUCGGCUUAUCACAUUUUUAUUUGCCACCAAGCUAAUCCUCUUGCAGCAAAUGUAAACAAAGGAUAUUGGUCUCCCAAACAAACUGGAGAUUGUCUUUGAAAUUGGAUUUUACAAAAGUCUCUGAUAUUGGAUCUAAUCUCUCUCAUGGGAGACAGUCUCCCAUAUUUGCUGUGAGUGUGUGCCUCUACUGCAAAUAACUUAUCAAAUUCUCUCAAUGACAUGUUAUGUCUACCGAAUUACUGAAGAGGUAGUACCUCCUGGUUGGCAAAAAUCAUCUUAAUUGCAGACAUUCACACAUCACCAUGGCAACAGUUGGGUGUCAGCUCUGUAGCAACUCAACAGAGGCUGUUGAGUUGUAUGAGAGCAAGUUCCUUUACCUGAAGCCGAUUGCGAAAAUCAACAUCUCGGUGACCUUGCCCCAGAUGAAAACACCAGGGAAGUCAAUCAGCAAUUGGGAGGUGAUGGAAAAGCUAAAGAAGAUGGCCAAACCAGACUCUUUCCUUGUCUUGCGUGUCACCAAAAGUUCACUGGACUUCCUGCGAUUCGAGGCUGAGCUUGAAGCGCGCUCCAUCAUCAAAGUCAUGAUCACAAGACUCGACACAAAGAGCAUCAAGCUUAGCGGGUUCACGGAGGUCAUGAAAGUGCGAGCCGCCGAGGCAAAAAUCCCUUUCCCAAACCGCCACGAUUGGGACGUCUUCUUUCGCGAUACUAAGCACAUGAAUGAAAACAAUCCUGGGGAGAGACCGGAUACAAUUCACGUGGAGAAUCUUCCGGUGCGAUGGUUUGCCAUCGACGUCGAACCGGACAAACCAAGCGAGAUCGUGGUGAGGAAUGUCUUUGGCACUUGUGGCGUGAUCAGGAAUAUUGACAUCCCAAUGUUGGAUCCAUACAGACAUGAGAGUCAAGUGACUGGAGGGAACUUUGGAAAGAUCUCUAGUCUUGGCACCAACCUAACAUUUGAUGUCUAUGUGCAGUUCAUGGAGUACAUCGGAUUUGUGAAAGCAAUGGACACCUUCAAAGGCAUGAAACUCAUGAGAAUUGGACAGGAUGAAAAGUCUUAUACAGCUGAAAUCAAGGUGGACUUUGAUAAGACAAGACAUCUCAGUGCAAAAUCAAUAAAGAAGAGAGAGAAGGAACGACAGAAGUUGAUAGAAUUGAUUAGGAAGAGGGAAGAGCAAAAAAGAUUGGAGAAAGAAGAGGAAGAGAGAAAGAAAGAGGAAGAAAGGAAAAAAAAAGAAGAGGAGAUCAGACUGAAGCAAUUGCAAAAGCAGAUGAAAACACAGCUGAGGAAGAAGCGACAGACAGAACGAGAGGAGAGACGGAGACAGAAGAGAGAGGAAAGGAGAUUGCAGAGAAAGAUAAUGAUGGAGGAAAGGAAGCUUGUCUUGGCUCAGAGGAAACUAGAAUCCAUACGUCUUCUGACAGUGCUCCUAGAGAAAGUUCAGGCACUGAGGCAGGAAGAAGAGGUAGCGCAGAAGCUGUAUGAACUCGAGAAGGCUCGACAGGAGCAGUUACAGAGAGAAAAAGAGCAGAAAGAAGCGGAGGAGCGAAAGAAAAAGAGGGCAGAAGCACGGAAGGAAAAGCAACUCAGACACAAGGAAAAGAAACUCCGAUCUAAGAUUAUCAACGCUUUGAAGACCAAAGAAGAAAAAGCUCAAGAGGAAAAACGUGAAAAACUCAGGAAGCAACUGACCAAAACAAGACUGAAGUCCAGCGUCGUUACGGCAUCUUCGUCGAGUCACCGCCCUACCACGCCCGAACAGCCAUACACCAUCCAAACACAGAUGAUAUCACCAGAGGCUUUGCAAAGGCUUGAGGAGUAUCAUCACAGUUUGGCCAUCUACCAGAGGCAGCUGGCAGCGUACCAUCGGAAUAUGGCAAAUCACUCGUACUACCAGAACAGAAACCAGCAAAGACGGUUUGGGAGCUUCCGCUCACCGUAUGGAACAUUCACACUGAAAAAGAGACAGUAUCAGAAUUGGAAAGAUAGGGAACAUUCGCACCGGGGAAGGGACCGUUACAGGUCCAGGUCAAGAUCUAGAAGUAGGAAUAGAACAAGAAGUAGGUCUAGAUCUAGAUACAGGACUAGAUCUAGGUCAAGGACAAGAUCACGAUCUCGAUCUAGGACUAGAUCACGGACAAGGUCAAGAACAAGAUCUAGAUCAAGAGAAAGGUCUGAGCCAAGGUCUAGCUCCAGAAAAUGGAAGAGGGAAAGGUAUAGGACUAGAUCUAGAUCUAGCAGCAGAUCUAGAUCAAGAGAAAGGUCAAGAUCUAAGACACGUGAAAGAUCAAGGUCAGAAUCUGAGGAAAAAUCUCAUUCAAGAUCUCAGAGUCGGGACCAAGACAAAGCCAGAAGUAGGUCCCAAGACAAGUCUAUAUCUAAAGCUAAGAAGAAAUCUAAGUCAAAAAAGAAAUCAAAGUCAAAGCAUAGGUCAAGGACCAGGGACAGGUCCAAGUCUGGAGAUACAAAGAGAUCCAAGUCAAAAGAAAAGUCCAGAUCAAGAGAUUGCUCUAGGAGCAGAUCUGGACAUAGGUCAGAGUCUAGGGAGAGAUCAAGAGAUGAUUCCAGAGCUUCUGAACCCCUAUUGGACAGUGCAGUUGACAGUGUACAUGUAUCACCCAGUAGGUCUAAAUCUGGAGAAAGAGACAAUGAAGACAAACAACAUGUAGAUGCGUCUCCGAGUAUGUCCCAAGCCAAGGAGACACUCACCUCAGGGAAUAUUAUGGGAGAUGUUCAGUCCCAAAAGGAUGAUGACGAGAGUGUUGCAUCUGGUGGUUGUAGCUCAGAGGAAGCGAACCCUGUGUCUGUAGCUUCUGCAACUCGCGAUCAGGAUGAUUUGGCUUCAGAAAAUUUAGAGUCUGCUGAAAGGGUUUUCCUGUCACCAAAUCAUGGUGAUGAAUCAAAUGAGGUAUCGACUCUAAGAUCUAGGAAAGAAGAUAUAGUUGAAUCGGUGAACGUGUCAGAGGCCUCUAUACCAGAAGGUGAUGACGAAGAUGAAUUCUCUGUUGUGUCUGAGUCGGAGGACAGAAUCGGGUCUGGAAAUGCAUCAAGGGCUUCCACUCCGCAAAAUGAAGACGAAGUCAAUGCUAAUUGGGCUUUUUGAUAAUCCUGGGGGAGUGGAUUGCUGGGCCACGUUAUCACCGUAGGUGCUGCAGGAAAAUUACCAUGGAUUGCAACUUAAUAGCUUAUGUCAUAAAACCAAUCAUAAAUCUUGAAAUUGAUUGUCUACGUGCAGUUGAGUGUCGGUCUCUAGAUCUGACGGUGGUAGGGGGCGUAGGCUUUUUGUUUUAUUCUGUGCACAGUCUGAAAUACAUCUUUUCACCUUUUUUUCUAGGGAGGAUGUUGGUUGUAUGUAUGUACAUGUAUGUGCUACAAGUAUUAUGUAUUUGAUCAAACCUCAUUUCAAUGUUCAUUACACAAGAAUAACUACAAUGUGCAAAACAUAUUUGAUGUGAAAAUAAGGCUUUGAUCUUCCAAGAAAGAAGAUCCAGUUGGUUUAUUUCUUUUUCAAGUUUUCUUUAUCCUACAGUUUGAGGGCUUUCAUGCAAAAGUAACACCUAAUUUUGUAGGUGUUUAGUUGAACCCUCUGCCAAUUUUUAUUCAACAGGGAUAACUAUAUGCAAUCUACUGUGCAUGGCAUGUUUUGUGCAGGGCAUUUUUUGUGAAGAUGAAACAUACAAAGUAGAUACAAUUAUUUUUUAAUGUUUUUUCCCCAGUUUCUCUGUCCUAAGAUAUAGGCUUGUUAUUAAAAAAUGUAGGUAUUUCUUACACCAUUGACAUUUUUGAUUGAUUAAACAUGGACAUCUAUUGCAAUGUAUCACCACAUAAGUGAAGACAACCUCUCAAAUGUGAAGCAAAAAAGUUAUGGGUGGGUUCCAAUUUU